AGGCGGGCAUGAUCUAUGAGCAAAACCUCCACCAUGAGUCUCCUCCAUAAACCAAAGAGUGAGAUGACCCCAGAGGAGCUGCAGAAGCAGGAAGAGGAGGAGGAAUUCAACACAGGUCCCCGCACAGUGCUCGCGCAAUCAGUGAAGAACAACACACAAGUGCUCAUUAACUGUUUCAACAACAAGAAGCUACUGGACCAGGUGAAGACCUUUUACAGACACUGCAACAUGGUGCUGGAAAAUGUGAAGGAGAUAUUGACCAAGGUCUCCAAGAGUGGCAAGGGCAAAAAGAAGUCCAAGCCUGUCAACAAGGACCGUUACAUCUCCAAGAUGUUCCUGCGCGGGGACUCAGUCAUCAUGAUGCCAUGGAACUUGCUUAUUGAUAGCAAGAAAAGUUGA
Messenger RNA from Arvicanthis niloticus (Nile rat), 399 nucleotides. The record is from RefSeq and is a predicted model, not a curated record. Lineage: Eukaryota; Metazoa; Chordata; Mammalia; Rodentia; Muridae.